AUUUAUUUUACAGAAACGCUAUGCGGACCUCACGAGAAGCGAUUGCUCAACGAUUUAUUAGACCCUUACAACACACUAGAGAGGCCAGUAGCUAAUGAAUCGGAGCCACUACAACUUAGUUUCGGCCUUAUGCUCAUGCAAAUCAUAGAUGUGGAUGAAAAGAAUCAGCUGUUGAUUACCAACAUGUGGUUAAAAUUGGAAUGGAAUGACGUCAACCUCAGGUGGAACCACAGUGACUAUGGCGGUGUGAAAGAUUUGAGAAUACCACCGCACAAGAUAUGGAAACCAGAUAUGCUCAUGUAUAAUAGCGCUGAUGAAGGUUUCGACGGCACGUACGCAACCAACGUGGUAGUAAACAGCAAUGGUAGCUGUGUAUUCAUACCACCGGGGAUAUUCAAGAGUACGUGCAAGAUCGAUAUCACGUGGUUCCCCUUCGACGAUCAAAAGUGUGAUAUGAAAUUUGGCAGUUGGACAUACGACGGAUUUCAGUUGGACCUUCAACUCCAAGAUGAUAAUGGAGGAGACAUCAGUGGUUUUAUUACUAAUGGUGAAUGGGACCUGCUUGGCGUUCCCGGAAAGCGCAAUGUGAUCUACUACAGUUGCUGCCCCGAACCGUACAUAGACAUAACGUUUUCCAUCCUAAUUAGAAGGCGCACCCUGUAUUACUUUUUCAACCUGAUAGUCCCGUGCGUGUUGAUUGCAUCUAUGGCCGUACUAGGAUUUACUCUACCGCCGGACUGUGGCGAAAAACUAUCUCUAGGUGUAACGAUUCUCCUGUCGUUGACCGUUUUUCUAAACAUGGUGGCCGAGACAAUGCCGGCUACUUCGGACGCAGUUCCUCUUUUAGGUACUUAUUUCAACUGUAUCAUGUUCAUGGUUGCAUCUUCAGUCGUGGUCUACAAUCAUGAUCCUGAUUAUCACCACCGUAAUGCGGACACUCACGUUAUGUCCAAAUGGGUGAAACUCAUGUUCCUGGUGUGGAUGCCGUGCUUGUUGUGCAUGAGCCGACCGGCUCGCGACGAUCCGCCCGGCAACGGUAACAAGUCAGACUCUAAGAACAAGUCGGCGGCGUCGUCCAUCCACCACCUGCCCGACCUGGAGUUCCGGGCCAAAUCGUCCAGGAGCUUGCUGGCCAACGUGCUCGACUUGGACGACGACCUGCGCUCGUCCACGCGGAGCUACCCGGGCGCCCGGAGCCAAGUGGCGCCGAUGCCCGAGCACGUCAUGGUCGAACAGCAGCAGCAACAGCUUCACAACCUACCUAAAAAACGCUAA
This is a messenger RNA of Rhopalosiphum maidis (corn leaf aphid), 1275 nucleotides long. RefSeq names its product neuronal acetylcholine receptor subunit alpha-7-like. Lineage: Eukaryota; Metazoa; Arthropoda; Insecta; Hemiptera; Aphididae. Gene Ontology annotation, biological process: chemical synaptic transmission; nervous system process; monoatomic ion transmembrane transport. The record is from RefSeq and is a predicted model, not a curated record. Gene Ontology annotation, molecular function: transmembrane signaling receptor activity; acetylcholine-gated monoatomic cation-selective channel activity. Gene Ontology annotation, cellular component: neuron projection; postsynaptic membrane; synapse.